Messenger RNA from Apis dorsata (giant honeybee), 1233 nucleotides. Its product is annotated as CD63 antigen-like. The record is from RefSeq and is a predicted model, not a curated record. NCBI's taxonomy places the organism in Eukaryota, Metazoa, Arthropoda, Insecta, Hymenoptera, Apidae. The transcript has 6 exons. Gene Ontology annotation, cellular component: membrane. Bases 164 to 889 code for a protein of 241 amino acids.
AUGAAAAUAUGAUUAUUCCUUGCUGAACUGUCGAACUGUUUAAAUUGUGUGUAGGAAUCAAUUUAAUUCUAUAAAGAAUACAUACAAUUUUAUUGUCUAUCUAUAUUAAUAUAUACCAUUUUUAUACUUAAAUUUGUUUUUCUCGAAUAGUGAAUAAUAAAAAAUGGUGUCCGGUGGAAUGGCUUGCAUUAAAUACCUGACGUUUCUUUUCAACCUAAUAUUCGCAAUAACUGGAAUUGUAUUUAUUGCUGUUGGUACUGUGAUCUUAGUAGUUUACAGUGGCUAUAAUAAUUUUAUGGACAGCUGGUUCUUUGCAGCACCAAUAUUAAUAAUUAUAGUAGGUGUUAUUGUAUUUAUUGUGUCAUUCUUUGGUUGUUGUGGUGCAGUCAAAGAAAAUCAUUGUAUGAUAAUAACGUUUUCUGUAUUACUCCUCUUAAUCUUUGCACUUGAACUUGGUGCUGGGAUUGCUGGAUAUAUGAUGCGUGGAGAUGUACAUACAAUGGUAGAAAAUCGAUUAAAUACUACUAUGAAAGAAUAUACAACCAAUGAUGAUAUUCAUAGGUCUUGGGAUAUUAUGCAACAUGAUUUACAAUGUUGUGGAAUAAUUGGUGCAAUAGACUGGACUCAUGUUGGAUUCUCAGACAAUAUUGUACCAAAUUCUUGCUGUAAAGAAGUACCAGAAGGAAAUAAAUGUGAUUCAAAUUCAAUUCAUAUACAUUCAAAUGGUUGUAUGAACAAUCUUCAGUCUGCUAUUGAGCAUAAUGCUUUGAUUUUGGGUGGUGUAGGCAUCAGUAUUGCUGUUAUUCAGUUAAUUGGUGUGAUCUUUGCAUGCUGUCUGGCACGUUCAAUUCGCCGUGAAUAUGAAACUGUCGAGACUGCAGCACACUGAUUCAACACCGAAUAGGAGGCAUUAUAACUAAAUAUUAUUCGUCGUGCAUUCAUUAAGAGAAUAAUUCUAGAGUCGUCGCAAGACCAUUUAUUUAGAAUAGCUGCAGAUUAAUCAAUAUUUAUCUGCAGUUUAGAUUAAGAAAAAAGAAAAUUAUUGGAGAAUAUAAUUCUAUGUACUGCCAUUAUCUGCCAAAUGGUUGAAACCAAAUAUCUUUUUCUUAAACUAUACUGUUUUUAAAUUGAAAUUAAAACUUAUGGCAUGAAAACAUAAAAAAGACUUAGAAAGAUCACUAUGUAUUUGACUUGAUGUUUGUUGCAAUCCAAAAUUGCAACAUUUCUCAAAAC